Molecule: messenger RNA, 905 nt
Organism: Prionailurus viverrinus (fishing cat)
Lineage: Eukaryota; Metazoa; Chordata; Mammalia; Carnivora; Felidae
Exons: 4
Coding region: 168-905 (245 amino acids)
Source: RefSeq, a predicted model, not a curated record
AGCAGACACACGCGCGCCCGCAGGCCCGCCUCCGCCCGCCGCUCGCUCCCCGCUGGGCGCCUGGGGCUCCCGACCCCGGUGGCAGGAAGGUGGCCUCGGGGGCGGGGCUGGGGGCCGGACCCCGAGUUCGCGGUGCGGUUGGAGGGUGGCGGUCCGCGCCGCCCGCCAUGCAGGCGCUGGGGGGGUUGCCGUCUCGGGGCUCGGAGCCCCCAGCAGGGUCUGCCCGCAGGCGUGGGGGUGGCUUUGGUGGGGCGGCGACCCAGCCGGCAGCUCCAGCCCGUGCCUGCACCCCAGUCCUGUGCCUGCGCGGGGCAGCUGGGGCCCAGACCCGGAGCCGACGCCCGCGGCUCGCCCGCAGGCCUGGGGCUCCGCGGGCUGCAGCCGGAGCGGACCGCCUGCCUCGGAGCUUUUACAGUGUCAACCAGGCUUCAUUCAUCCGCUGGCCCCUUCACGGACAUUCGAGCGGACCCCAGGUCCAAGCCAAGAUGGGCAGUGCGGCCACGGCGUCGCCCGGACACGACUGUGGACACUCGGCGUCAUUCCUCUUGGGGACAUGCCUGCGUCACACACAGGGCUCCCCACGUGGAGUGAACUGCAGGCCCCACAAAACCCGGACCCACACCCGAGUCUGCAACUUGUGUCGCAAGUAUUUCAUCCCACUGUGUCUGCUGUUCAGGACGUCUGCUUGGAGAACCACAUGUGCCACGUUUACAAGACCCAUCCAUGUGGUAGCAGGUGUCAGGCUUCGUUCCUUUCGAUGGCGGAAGGGUAUUGCCCUGCACGGACCACGUUUUGUGGAUCCAUCUGGCCAUCAGCGGCCAUCGGGCUGUGUCCACUUUCCAGUCGUCGUGACUAGCACUGUGGACAUAGGUGCCGGUCCCCCUCCGCGCCACCAUUACGGGUGA